AUGGACGAUGUUCCUGCCUCGCCCACUGCCUCCGAAUCUUCUAAAUCGACUGGGAUAUUUUCAAAGUCGCGAAGCGUGAGAAGGCAUAGAAAUUCAGCAUCACAUUCAGUGAGGAGCAGUGCAAGUGAAAUCUCGCACGGAAUCCGCGCCUCAGUAGAAGGGGCGAUAGAGAAGUUUAAAGGGAAUUCGGAUUCCGACACGGAAAGCCAUGCAUCGAGUAACCUCAAAAAGUUUGUGCCGAAAGGAUUCGAAUCGAAAAAGAAGCGCCUGCAACGAGAGGAGGCCGAACGUUCUUUGGCGGAAGAGGUAGCGAGAGGAAGAGAUGUUGCUGAGAGAGGAACUUUGGAAGAUGGGCCCAAGAAUCCCAUCAACCGAAAUCUCUCGGGUGGAAGUAGUUUGAUAACAUAUGAUUCGGAUCCUGAGUCGGCCGGCGAAACACGUCCACCAUUGACGACGCAUCCUUCGCAUGCUGGAUAUCUUACUUCCUCCUCCCCACUCAUACAUACAUCGACACUGCCACAAAUCAGACCUUUGCCCACUCAAGCAGAAGGGGAACCCUUCCCGACCAACUACACAGACAGUCUGGCUGCCUCAGACUCAGCGAUCAAGAGCCUCUCCCAAAACCUUCGAGCUCCCGCCGACGGAACUCAGAGACGAUCGUCUUCUCCAGUGGGUAGAUUGAAGGACGUAUUUAAACCCAGGCGUGGCUCAAGCACAAAUACAAGUCCAGACCGCAAAGCUGGAGGGGGAGGGGCUGUGCAAUCACUAAGUACCAAGGACGGUGGGGCUGAUUCCAGGCGGGGAAGUCUCAUAACUGCUAAAGUUGGUUCAAUAUUUUCCGAUAAACAGUUACCCCCCGGCAAGUCCAGAUCUACAACCUCAUCUCCUGAGAGGCCACAAGUGCCACAGGUGGAAAAGAAGCUCAUCACCAUUGACACAAAUCUCCGACCGCAAACUCCACCCUCAGCGAACCAGCCAGCACCUCUUAUUGUCAAUACGCCUCCAACACCAACUGAUACAAGAUCAUCGCAAUUUACUUCUGCCACUAGUCCGGAUUCGCCUAUUAGAUCCGCUUCCAAUGUUGUAGUUUCUCCUUCUGGAAAUAUGAUAUCGCAUCGACGAAUUCGAUCAGGUUCUGCGUCAGGAGUACCUAAGAACGGAGCGGGUACAUCAGGUCAGGGUCAAUCAGGGUUUUUCUCUUCCGUCUUUUCUGCCGCUCAGAACGCUGCGAACACGCUUAGUAGCAGCAUCACCAAUACAUCAGUCCCAGGAGGAACAAGAAGUAGGGGCGGUGCACAAACAAUACCAGGUAUACAAGAGAUUGAGAGCCCGGAAGUUGAAGCAUUAGGAGAGAAGAUAAGCUCAGACAAUCUUAUGGAAGAGAAAGAGCCAGCGGUUAAAACGUUGGGCAUGGGCGAUCUUAGCCUGAGCCAAUUCGGAAUUUCAGAAGAAGGAAAUACCCCAACAAUGCCGAAAUACCCAGAGGAAGCCCGAGGAAGGCCUGACCCAGGCAAAGAUGACCAUUUCUUCGCAAAUCGAUCGGCCACAGCACCAAAUCUGUUGACGGGUGAAAAUCUCGAAGCUGUCUCUACACCUCAAAUCGAAGAUUUACAUUCUCUUGCUCGUCCACGUUCUGUAUAUGCACCGAGCACUGGUGGAGAUCGGACUCCUCCAAAUGGGUCGUUGUUCGAAGGAAAAUCUGGUAUUCAUCGUAGCGGUAGUAUUCGAAGUGCCAUCAAACACAGAAAAAGGGGUAGUUCUGCAGCAACCGGUACAACAGUCGGUGCUGCAAUUGCUGCAGCUAAUUCUUCUAUCGGAAGCCCAGGCUCGGGUGCGCCUAAAAUCACCGGAUUUGCUGUAGCCAGCAAGAAGAGGAAUCGUGACUUUCACGCACUAUUCAGAAGUGUACCUGAUGAUGAUUAUCUGAUCGAAGAUUAUAGUUGCGCUUUACAAAGGGAAAUUCUUGCUCACGGUCGAUUUUUUACAAGUCGUGAUUCAACGUACGAUCUCAUAGUUGGCAUAUGGAAGAUUGGCCACCCAAAUUUGCGAAGUUCGCUAAAUGGCGUGGCCCUUGAAGAGACUGGUGGUGGUGAUAAGACAGAAAAAUAUGAUGGCGUAGCUCCUCCUUCUCGUCCUGGCAGUAUCUCACAAUCCUCAGAUGAUAGCGUCGGGAGCGGGGAAAUAUAUGAUGAAGAUGAAGAUGAUGAAGAUGGCAUGAGUUUCACCCAAGCCGAUGGUAGCGUUGUGGGUAGCGAAUUGGGUGACAAGGUUAUUAGUCGAAAGGCAUCAGCUGCGAUUAUGGCAAAUGGAGCUCAGAGCGAAGGAGGUAAACAAGCUAGUCCAUCAGCUGCGGUCGACUUUCCUGGCCCAGCGACACAUGCACUCACAAACUGCUCUGACGGCGACACACAUUACGCGAAAAUUCUUGCGGACGAAAUCAUCCCAGCACCUCUCGGGAAAGUCUAUAGUCUUAUGUUUGGACCUGCAUCUAUCACUUGGAUGCGGGAUUGGCUCACCAAUGAACAAAAGUGUUUCGACUUGAAUUACGAAGAGAACGCCAAAAUUCCUUUGUCCUUAGAGAACAAGGUUCGAAAUUAUUCCUACAUCAAGCCACUCAAUGGUGCGAUUGGUCCUAAGCAAACCAAAUGUGUUUCUGCAGAAACACUGGAUGCUAUGGAUCUUGAGAAGGCAAUUUCUGUGACGAUAUCGACGGCAACCCCUGAUGUACCUAGUGGUAACGUUUUCACAGUCAAGACUAGGUAUUGUCUUUCAUGGUCAGAAGGCAAUGGAACUCGAUUGCAAGUCAACUGCGCAAUUGAGUGGACGGGCAAGAGUUGGCUGAAAACUCCAAUCGAAAAAGGUGCCAAUGAAGGUCAAGUGCAAUAUACGAAGGAUAUUAUUGCGGCGCUUAAAGCAGCUGUCGGUACCCGUCGUUCUGGAGCACCAGGCGCGGUUGGCAAAGGCAAAAAGAAAGGUCGCAAAGGAUCCAAAGCGAAUAAUCUUAGCAAAGUUACCGAUGGUGCUUCUGAAGUUAAACCGGAAGCAACCAAUUGGGGUCUGUUCGAGCCGGUUCGUGGUGUAUUUGAGCCAAUUUUCGAUAUUCUGAAACCAUUAAUGACGGGCAAUAUACUGUACGGGCUUCUAGUCGGACUUUUAGUAGCAAGUUGGUUCCGCUUCGGAUUUCCUAUUGGAAGCGGUGGGAGUAGAGAUUUGAGUAUGAACUAUUUAAGCACUCCGGAAAGAAUCGCAGCGUAUGAAGAGAUUUGGAGAAAAGAAGAAAGUGAACUUUGGUUGUGGCUAGAGGAAAGGGCAGGAAUGGAUAGAUUAAGGGAUGUGGGUAGGAUGCCGAUCGAGAGAUUAGACGCGGAAGAUAGAUUGAAGAGUGAGGGCAUGGAGGAUAGGGAGGUAGAAGAAGCGAUCAGAAUUACGGAGGAAAAGUUAUUGGUUUUGAAGGAUGUGGUAGGCAAGAAAAGAGAUAAGGCGAAAAAGUCACAAACACAGGAGCAAGCGGGCUCUUCCAGUGUAGUUUAG
Molecule: messenger RNA, 3531 nt
Organism: Sclerotinia sclerotiorum 1980 UF-70
Lineage: Eukaryota; Fungi; Ascomycota; Leotiomycetes; Helotiales; Sclerotiniaceae
Exons: 5
Coding region: 1-3531 (1176 amino acids)
Biological process (GO): intracellular sterol transport
Cellular component (GO): plasma membrane; endoplasmic reticulum membrane; endoplasmic reticulum-plasma membrane contact site
Molecular function (GO): sterol transfer activity; sterol binding
Source: RefSeq, a predicted model, not a curated record